AGGACGUCCUGCGUCGAGUGCCCCUCGAGCGCCGCGAUCGCCCUCGCCAUGGUGGCCGUCUGGCUCGGAACUCUGGCGGUCGCCGUCUACCUCGCGGGCGCGGUCGUCGCGACGGCACGCCGCGCGUCGUGCCUGCACCCUUUCAUCCUCAAGAUCCUGCUGGGACACCUCCUGAUGGUGAACAGCCUCGCCUCGCUCGAGCAGUGGGAGCUCGAGCCCGGCUUCGGGGGCGCAGCGCCGGCCGUCCGCUUGGUGCUGGCGCUCUGCUUCGGCUGGGACGGCAUGGCCCCGUUGGGCGCCCUGCCGCUGGAGUGCGCCCUGGAGUCCUCGGGCCUCGGCCCUCUGGCCCAGACGUGGGCCGCGUUCGGCUUCUGGCUCUGCUGGCCCUUCGCCACGCUGCUGGGCUGCGCGCUGGCAACCCUGUGCCUCCUGGAGGUGAUGUCCUGGCUGGACGCGUCGUCACAGGACCCCGAGGCCCGACG
This is a messenger RNA of Prorocentrum cordatum, 482 nucleotides long. Lineage: Eukaryota; Dinophyceae; Prorocentrales; Prorocentraceae. The record is from the annotation of a GenBank genome assembly.